AUGGCGAAAGAAUUCAACGUGCCUCCAGUGAUAUUCCCCUCCGGUGGAAACCCUGCAGGUGGAGGCCCCCAGCAACGCCGCCUCCCUACAGCCCCCUUCCAACCCCCGCGAUCCUCUAACGCUAGCAUUCCAUUCAUGUCAUUCGAUGUCAAUUCGGCUGCCGCAUCCACUUCAUUUUCGACUCCUCAAUUCCCCUCCACAAUUUCCGUCGGCGGCCCUACUGGAUUCGAGGACGAGCCGCCGCUCCUCGAGGAGCUGGGCAUCAAUACUAAGCAAAUUUACCAGAAAACGAUUUCUAUCCUCAAUCCAUUUAGAAUCAAUGCCCGUCUUCACGAAGAUGCUGAUCUCUCUGGGCCUUUCCUUUUCCUGAUGGCAUUCGGACUCUUCCAACUCCUUGCCGGAAAGCUCCAUUUCGGGAUACUCCUCGGCUGGGUUACUGUGGCAUCGCUGUUUCUAUACAUUGUUUUCAAUAUGUUAGCGGGCAAGAAUGGGAAUCUCGAAUUGUACAGGUGUGUUAGCCUGAUCGGAUACUGUAUCUUGCCGAUUGUGAUACUGUCGGCUGUGUCGUUGUUUGUGCCACAGGGCGGGGUGGUGAUCAUGGUGUUGAUGGGGCUGUUCGUGAUAUGGUCUACCCGUGUUUGCGCAUGCCUACUUGUUGAGCUGGCAUCCUAUGGGGACGAGCACCGAGGCCUUAUCGCGUAUGCUUGCUUCUUAAUUUACAUGCUUUUCUCUCUGCUCGUGAUUUUCUGA
Messenger RNA from Fraxinus pennsylvanica, 750 nucleotides. The record is from the annotation of a GenBank genome assembly. Lineage: Eukaryota; Viridiplantae; Streptophyta; Magnoliopsida; Lamiales; Oleaceae.